Messenger RNA from Atta colombica, 958 nucleotides. Its product is annotated as putative trypsin-6. Gene Ontology annotation, biological process: proteolysis. Bases 35 to 958 code for a protein of 307 amino acids. The transcript is spliced from 7 exons. Gene Ontology annotation, molecular function: serine-type endopeptidase activity. Lineage: Eukaryota; Metazoa; Arthropoda; Insecta; Hymenoptera; Formicidae. The record is from RefSeq and is a predicted model, not a curated record.
CUAAGUGAUAAACCUUCGUGAAUUGUGGAGAAUAAUGCGGGCUAUGUUAUUAGUGUGUCUACUGGUGCUUCUGAUGAUUCCAUAUUUCGUCCACAGCUCGCCAACUGAUCUUCCUAUUUCUUCUGAAAUAAGUCUGCAGUCUAUCGGAUUAUCUAGUCGCAUAAUUAAUGGUACAAAGGCUGUUUUAAGGCAAUUCCCCCAUCAGGUAUCUUUAAUGCGCAGUUGGAAUAAAAAACAUUUUUGCGGUGGAAAUUUGAUUAGCGCCUCUCUAGUCUUAACUGCAGGUCAUUGCGUGUACGGGUCUGAAAACGUCAUACCACCAUGGACAAUUAUUGUGGUUGGAGGAAUACUUAAGCUGAAUGAAACUUUGAAGCGGCAAGAAAAAGGCGUAGAGAAUAUCAGAAUUCAUCCAAAGUUCAAUCUCGAAAAUUUGUAUAAUGACGUUGCCGUUUUGAAACUAUCGACACCCUUUACGUUUACUCCGGAAGUUCGUAGUAUACCCUUGUCAGGAAGCCCACCGAAACCUAAUACUAUUUGCCAAGUAGCUGGUUGGGGUUACACGAUAGUCGAAAUCCCGAAAGUAUCUUCCGAUUUGAUGUACGUUGAUUUACCUAUUCGAAGCGAAAAAGAAUGUCGCAAACUGCUCAAAAACAUAACGGAUCUACCACCGGGAAUGAUGUGCGCCGGUUAUUUAGAAGGUGGAAGGGAUGCUUGCCAAGGUGAUUCUGGAGGCGGAAUGGUCUGCAAUGGUAUUCUGACCGGUAUCGUUUCCGGUGGUCAAGGAUGUGCUGAGCCACUAUUACCUGGAGUAUACGCAGAUGUUUUUCAUUAUUUAAAUUGGAUAUUAAAUGACGCAGAUGUAGUAACUGUAGUGAGAAAUAACAUUAAAAAUUGCGGCGCGUCAAAGAUGAUUAUGAUACUUUCCUUUCUUUUUUGUACUGUUAUCAAUUAUAUCUAA